Phaedon cochleariae (mustard beetle) is the source of this 2712-nucleotide messenger RNA. Lineage: Eukaryota; Metazoa; Arthropoda; Insecta; Coleoptera; Chrysomelidae. The record is from the annotation of a GenBank genome assembly.
GAAGAUUAUUAUUUUCAAAUUGUUAAAACCCAUGAAGAGGCAGGAGUAGGAGCUUUUCUUUACAGGGCAGCCGACUUAAUUGUUACUGAGCUAGAGCCCGCUCGGAGAAAGGCCCGCAUCAACGCUGCAAAAGAAAUGGGGUCGAUACCGCAACUAUCAGUCCUCAAAGGAAUCACCAGACAACUGAAAGUUGACACAUUGAGCAAUCUGUUCGAAGAUGUUGCUACAGGACAUUGCGAGAAUAAUACUGCACUCAUCUUUGAAGAAAAUGGGGAAACAAGACAACACACUUAUUCACAAGUCAACAAAAUGACCAACAAACUCGCUAGGACGAUCCACAAAACCAUCGUGGCCAAUAACCUCCAAAGGAACACGGACGGAGACUACAUCAUAGCCGUGAAUAUGCAUCCCAGUGAUAGUUUGGUGAUGGUUUUGAUUGCCAUUUGGAAAGCAGGAGCUGCCUAUAUGCCACUGGAUCACUCUUUUCCUGGUCCAAGAGUCGAACACAUAGUGACUGAAUCAAAACCGGUCCUGGUGAUAUACGACGAAGAUUCAGAGUUCUACACAAAUUGCUUCAAGUUAUCGUUCGAUGAGCUGGUGAGCAGGAGCAUUGACGAGGAAGAACACGCAUUAUCACAGAAUGAGAAAAUUCAACAUUCUAAUGCUGCUGAUCCUGCCAUAGUCAUGUAUACUUCUGGUAGUACAGGGGUACCAAAAGGUGUGCGACUUCCUCAUAAGAUAAUCCUGAACCGUUUACAAUGGCAACUGAAGAGAUUCCCGUUCAGCAAUUCGGAAAACGUGUGCGUCUUCAAAACAGCACUGACCUUUGUCGACAGCGUAGCUGAAAUUUGGAGCCCUUUGCUGAGUGGUAGGUCACUCCUGGUAGUGCCCAAAAUCGUUACGAAAGAUCCAGAGAAUCUUGUCGCCGUCUUGGAAAAAUACAAGGUUGAAAGGCUGAUUCUAGUUCCUACUCUCUUGAGGUCUCUCCUGAUGUAUAUGGACCUUAAAGGAGUUAAGGAAUACUUGAAUAAUCUACGCCUGUGGAUAUGUUCAGGGGAAACUUUGGCCGUAUCAUUGGCGAAGGAAUUCUACAUGCAUUUCAGCGAGGACUAUUAUCAGUUAUGCAACUUCUAUGGGAGCACAGAGAUCAUGGGAGACGUCACGUACUAUGUCAUACCCGGACUACGACAGUUGGAACAUAUGGACAAGAUACCGAUAGGUUCCCCUCUGGACAACACCAUCAUCUACCUGCUAGACAAAGACCUGCGGCCGGUGAAAACAGGCGAACCCGGCGAGCUCUUCGCCUCCGGACUGAACCUUGCGGCAGGCUACGUCGCCGGCAGAGACCCCGACAAGUUCAUCGACAACCCAUUAGCAAUCGAUCCCACUUACGCGAAACUGUAUCGCACCGGGGACUUCGCCCGCGUGGAAAAGGGGGUCCUGGUGUACGAGGGACGGACGGACUCGCAGGUCAAAAUCAGGGGCCACCGGGUGGAUCUCACCGAGGUGGAGAAGGCCGUGAACUCGGUGGAAGGGGUAGAAAAAGCCGUGGUACUUUGUUACAACCCUGGAGAGAUAAGUCAAGCUCUCUUAGCCUUCGUCACAAUUCAUAAAAAUAAACUGAUGAACGAACAUCAAAUAGAAGAGAAGCUGAAAGAAAAACUCACUUCCUACAUGAUUCCGCAAGUUGUAUUGAUGGAGAAGAUCCCACUGUUGGUCAAUGGGAAAGUGGAUAGACAGUCCCUAUUGAAAUCUUAUGAAACAACAAACGGAAACGAUGAUCCUGAACCGGAAAUAGAAAUCAGUUACGAUGGUGUCGCUCCACACCAAAUGGAUGCCGCAAAAGUAUUAUUCGAAACAGUAGCUACGGUUCUCGGCAGAGCAACUAGAUCGACCAUUUCAGUAAAUGCCAACUUCUAUGAAAUUGGUGGAAACUCUUUGAACUCCAUUUACACAAUUUCCCAAUUGAACGACAAAGGAUUCUAUAUCGGAAUUAGCGAAUUCAUUUCUGCUAUGGACCUUGGAGAAGUUUUGCUACGAAUGACUUCAGACAAUGAAAUUACUCCAGAUACCCUCAGUUUCCAUGUGGAAUUCUUGAAACCCGAAUAUAAAGAUAUCGUUUCAGAUAUAAUAGCUACUAGUUUUUAUCAGAAGGCCGAUCUAGAGCAAUGGAUCAAAUCAGAAGUUUCUUUGUCUGUGUAUUAUGAACUAGUGGACAAACUAUGGGAGCCGCUAAUCGAGAAAAACCUCAGCUUUGUCGUGAAAUCUGGAACAGGAAAAAUUGUCGGAGUCGCAUUCAACUUCGACGCUAGGGAUGAACCAGAAGUAGAAAUUCAUUCGAAACUCACCAUCAUUUUCGAGUUUUUGGAAACUAUCGAAGGACCAGUGAGGGAUAAUCAACUGCCUCCUGGCAAGGGUACAGUAUUACAUGCCUUCAUGAUGGGCACACACUCGUCUCUCUCGCCAAAGGAAAAUGUAGCGGUGAUGCAAUUUACCGAAAACGAAGUUCUGAAGCUUGCAAAGAGUCGCAGAUUCAAAGGAGUAUUCACCACAAACACCAGCCCUCUAACACAACAACUUGGAACAGUCCAUCAUUACCAGACAAUACUAGAUUACCAAGUGAACCAGUACAUUGCGAGUGAUAAUUCCAAACCAUUUGGACUUGCCCCAGACAACCAACGAGCGAUAGUACAAUGGAAACCACUGGAAUGA